AUGACUCCCCCUCUCUCUCAAAGGUCUACAAAGCGCCGUAGAAAUCGAGAUACACCACCACGACCAUUAAACUCGUUUAUGAUAUAUCGUCGAGAAUUUCAAAAAAAGAUCAAGGAACAGAAUCCCAAUAUUCUUCUUUCAGAACUCUCUCGAAUUUCAAAGUCCGCUGCGGACCAGUGGGCUAAUGAACCACAAAACGUGAAACAAAUCUACGCCGAAAAGGCCAGAUUCGAAAAAGAACAGCAUAUGAAAUUGUAUCCGAAUUACGUUUAUUGUCCGAGACGUCCAACAAAAACGAAACCGAGAAAAAAGUCCACGUCCGAAGGCUCUUCAGAGAAGAUGUCGGUUAGAUUUCUCCUGAAUGAUGAUCCAACAACAAAUUCUUCAUUUAGAGCCUACCACCCUCAUACCUUUGCAUGA
Molecule: messenger RNA, 420 nt
Organism: Dentiscutata erythropus
Lineage: Eukaryota; Fungi; Glomeromycota; Glomeromycetes; Diversisporales; Gigasporaceae
Source: the annotation of a GenBank genome assembly